This is a messenger RNA of Lycium barbarum (goji berry), 2245 nucleotides long. Its product is annotated as probable apyrase 6. The transcript is spliced from 9 exons. The record is from RefSeq and is a predicted model, not a curated record. Gene Ontology annotation, cellular component: membrane. Gene Ontology annotation, biological process: nucleoside diphosphate catabolic process. Gene Ontology annotation, molecular function: nucleoside diphosphate phosphatase activity. The coding region runs from base 319 to 1920 and encodes 533 amino acids. NCBI's taxonomy places the organism in Eukaryota, Viridiplantae, Streptophyta, Magnoliopsida, Solanales, Solanaceae.
UUUUUGUUAUUUACUCUGAGUUAUUGACGCAAAGUCAAUAUUAAUUUCACCCAAAAGAAUAAUAAAAGUCAAAUUCAAUUCACUUUCCUUCUCCACGAAUCUCACAUCUCCCUUUUGCCGGAACCUAUUGAACCGGCACCGGCCCACCAAACAACAACAAAAAAAAACCGUCUCAAAAACCGGUUACCGGAGAAGAGAGGGCCCAAACCCGGAUUAGCCCUCUCAAAUCUCCGAUCAAAAAAAAAAAAAAAAAACCCUAAAUUCAUAUGCAAAAUUGCUAUUCAUUUUAUCAUAUGGUUCAUAUAUUCCCAAUUUUUGAUGCGCCGAUCCAAUGCCCGUAAAUUAAAUAAUAAUAAUCCUAUUACUACUACUACUACUUCUAAUACAAUGGAUUCGGCGAAAUUUCAAUAUCGACCCAACAGAUCUUCAAAUCGAAACAAUUCUAAAUCGAACAGAAACAUUGUUUGUUACACUUCUAUAGUGUUUGUUAUCGCUUUCAUAUGUUACGUUUUCGUGUUUUCGAGUAAAAUUAGGUUUUCUGUGGUUAAGAAAUAUAGGAUUGUGAUUGACGGAGGAAGUACAGGUACGAGGAUUCAUGUGUUUGAGUACGAGGUAAGGGAUGGCGGUGUACCUCUGUUUGAUUUUGGGGAUAAAGGUUUGGUUUCAAUGAGGGUGAAUCCCGGGUUAUCCAGUUAUGAAUUGGACCCGGAAAUGGCUAGUGAAUCGGUGAUCAAGUUGGUUGAAUUUGGGAAGAAAAAAGUACCUAAGGAAUAUUGGAGUGAAACUGAGAUUAGGUUAAUGGCUACUGCUGGAAUGAGGUUGUUGGAUUUGGAUGUUCAGGAGAAGAUUCUAGAAGUUUGUCGAGGGGUACUUAGGGAUUCGGGUUUUAAGUUUAAGGAUGAUUGGGCUUCUGUUAUUUCAGGAUCUGAUGAGGGUUUAUAUGCCUGGGUUAUUGCUAAUUAUGCCCUUGGAACUCUUGGUAGUGAUCCUUUGCAAACAACUGGAAUAAUUGAACUUGGUGGUGCAUCUGCCCAGGUGACUUUUGUUUCUAAUGAGCCUAUGCCCCAAGAAUAUACUCGUACGAUUAAAUUCAGAAACUUUACCUACAAGAUCUACAGUCAUAGCUUGCUUCAAUUUGGUCAGAACGUAGCAUUUGACUUACUCUUGGAGUCCCUUGUUGCGAGGGGCCAAGAUCAAGCUGCUCAAAGUGUUAAGCUGAUGGAUCCUUGUUCUCCUCGAGGAUAUACACACAAUAUAAGGUCAUUGAAGCUCUCCCCCAGUAGUUUUGCGGAUAAGAAUGCAGGACUGUAUCCCAGCGGUAACUUCUCAGAGUGCAGGUCUGCCUCACUAUCACUGUUGCAGAAAGGCAGAGAGAGUUGCCGUUAUAAAAGCUGCUACAUUGGGUCAACUUUUAUGCCAAAGCUCCAGGGAAAUUUUUUGGCUACAGAAAAUUUUUUCCACACUUCCAAGUUUUUUGGUUUGCCACAAAAAGCUUUUCUUUCUGAUCUUAUGGCUGCUGGAAAAAGUUUUUGCGAAGAGGACUGGUCAAGGUUGAAAAGCAAGUACCACUCCCUUCAAGAGGAGGAUUUGCAUCGUUAUUGCUUCUCUUCAGCAUAUAUAUUGGCAUUACUUCAUGAUAGUCUUGGAAUUGCUUUGGAUGAUGAUAGGAUUGGAUAUGCUAAUCAAGUUGAAAAUAUUCCACUUGAUUGGGCAUUGGGAGCAUUCAUCUUGCAGAGCACGGCUGAGUUGGACAAAGAGCAUUCCGGGUGGUUUGCAAAUAUGUUCAGAGCAGAAGCCAUUUUCCUGCAUCUGUGGAUAAGGCAAAAGGACCAAAGUGGAUCAGCUGCCUCUGCCAAGAAUCUCUGUGCACUUUGUUGCUUGGUACCCCGAGCAAGUGAUGCUAUACUUCGGCGUAAGUGAGAUCGAUCUUAUGGGACGAUUGAAAUGAGGUUGACUCCCAAUUCAAGAAGGCGUCUCUAUUUAUUGUUAUGAAAAGCUUUACCAGAAAAAGCUUCCGGUGAGAAUGUUAGUCGGUAUGAUGAAGCAGAUACUAGAGUGUAGAAGAUCUGGUCUCUUUUGGUUACAAGGAUGUUGUACCAUUUACACAAUAGUCAUUACACGAUUCGUUUACAAAGUAGUUCUCUUGAAUUGCCUGUAUUACCUGGAGGGUGGUGUAGAACUAAAGAUUUAUGUUGGGUGGUAAAUAAUUUAAAUCUGUUCAAUUUAACAAGCUUUGUGUGGGCAA